AUGCUUUCCUUCCCGAAGUCGCGCAUGCUGCUAGGGCUGGGAAAGCCGCUUAAGUUUCCUGUGCCAACUCGGAGUCUCGCAUCGUCAAAUAAACCGGAUGUCGACCCUAGUCAGUCGGAAGUUUGUCACGCCGCGAAUCUAUCGGGAAAACAAGGAACCGAGCAGUUGUCCGAAUCUAUAAAGCCAUGGGCGGAACGAUUGGAUGAUUUAAAUCAAGAGACGCGGCUCCCUAGGAGUGUGCAAGCUCUCUACUUGCGUCCUCUUCGAAGAAAGGCUCAGUACGGUCUCCCAGUCUGUGAUCUCCAGUUGAGAUCGUACAGUGUACGGAACGUCGAAUUCUUCGCCGAUUUUGCCAUUCGCGCGGCAUACUAUCUGAAACUCCCCGUUUCGGGACCUGUGCCGUUGCCGCGCAUUGUUGAGCGCUGGACAUUUCCACGAAGCAAUUUCGUACAUAAGAAAAGCCAAGAAAAUUUUGAAAGAAUAACACUUCGGCGAUUGAUUCAAAUCAAAGAUGGCAAUCCGCAGACUGUACAGGCGUGGCUGGCCUUCUUAAGAAAGCACUCCUUCUAUGGAGUAGGUCUAAAGGCAAAUGUUUGGGAGCAUGAAAGUCUCGACGUGGCUAAAACUAUGGAUGAUGUGAUUCCUGAGAUUGAGCAAUCACUUGAGCCGCACCUCUCCCAAUUCGGCCAGAGAAAAGAUAGGGGUGGUGACCAAUCGAUAUUGGAUAUCUUGGAAAGCGAACGAUUUACUCAGAACAAGGGACCACUGGCUGACGUCCGCAGGAGCUAA
Molecule: messenger RNA, 789 nt
Organism: Aspergillus chevalieri
Lineage: Eukaryota; Fungi; Ascomycota; Eurotiomycetes; Eurotiales; Aspergillaceae
Gene: RSM10
Product: mitochondrial 37S ribosomal protein uS10m
Exons: 5
Coding region: 1-789 (262 amino acids)
Biological process (GO): translation
Cellular component (GO): ribosome; small ribosomal subunit; mitochondrion
Molecular function (GO): structural constituent of ribosome
Source: RefSeq, a predicted model, not a curated record